AUGGCUGUCUUCCUCUGGGAUGAGUUCCGGACCAUGGUUACAACCUCCAGCAUAAGAAGAGCCCUUGUCGCCAAAGGUUGGUCUAAAAAGUCUGCGCGGCAACGUGGAAGGGAGCAAAAUGCCGAUCUGCGGGACUAUUAUCUGCACAACCUAUCGGAAUUUCAAUCGUACCACUUGGUAUAUGUUGAUGAUUCUGGAUGUGAUAAACGGGUUGGGUUCAGACGGACAGGUUGGGCACCACUUGGCAAAUCCCCGCUUCAGGUAACACAGUUCCAUCGCGACCAGCGAUAUCAGAUACUGCCCGUGUAUGCCCAAGAUGGGAUCGUCCUCUCGCGUGUCUUCCGCGGCUCUACAGACUCCAGCGUAUUUGAGGGCUUCAUAGCUUAG
Penicillium brevicompactum is the source of this 387-nucleotide messenger RNA. RefSeq lists its product as uncharacterized. The coding region runs from base 1 to 387 and encodes 128 amino acids. The transcript has a single exon. The record is from RefSeq and is a predicted model, not a curated record. NCBI's taxonomy places the organism in Eukaryota, Fungi, Ascomycota, Eurotiomycetes, Eurotiales, Aspergillaceae.